This is a messenger RNA of Talpa occidentalis (Iberian mole), 1037 nucleotides long. Its product is annotated as olfactory receptor 13A1-like. Gene Ontology annotation, biological process: G protein-coupled receptor signaling pathway. Lineage: Eukaryota; Metazoa; Chordata; Mammalia; Eulipotyphla; Talpidae. Gene Ontology annotation, molecular function: olfactory receptor activity; G protein-coupled receptor activity; odorant binding. Gene Ontology annotation, cellular component: membrane. The record is from RefSeq and is a predicted model, not a curated record. The coding region runs from base 1 to 969 and encodes 322 amino acids. The transcript has a single exon.
AUGGAGUCGGGCCUGGGGGCCUCUCCUGGCAGGGCCCUGGGGCACAACUGGACGCAGGUGGAGGUGUUCGUCCUGCAGGGCUUCUCCGAGCACCCUGAGCUGCGGCUGCCCCUGCUGGGCUGCUUCCUGGCCCUGUACACCCUGGCGCUGGCGGGCAACGCCGUCAUCAUUGUGCUGAUCAGCUGCAGCGCCAGCCUGCACAGCCCCAUGUACUUCUUCCUGUUCAACCUGGCCUCCAUGGACGUCAUCUGCACCUCGUCCGUGCUGCCCAAGACGCUGGUGGGCCUGGUGUCAGAGACGGAGAAUACCAUCUCCUUCCAGGGGUGCAUGGCCCAGCUCUUCUUUCUCGCCUGGUCAGCGUCUGCAGAUCUACUGCUGCUCACAGUCAUGGCCUAUGACCGCUACGUGGCCAUCUGCCACCCGCUGCACUACAGCUCCAUCAUGAGCCCACAGCUGUGUGGGGUAAUGGCUGCAGCCGUCUGGACCAUUUGUGCCAUCAACGCUUCCGUGCACACCGGGUUGAUGGCGCGUCUGAUCUUCUGUGGCUCCAACCUCAUCACACACUUCUUCUGCGAGAUCCCCCCGCUACUCCUGCUCUCCUGCAGCUCCACCUUCAUCAACAGCAUCAUGACGGUCCUGGCCGACGCCUUCUAUGGGGUCAUCAACUUCAUGCUCACGCUGGGGUCCUACGGCUUCAUCAUCGCCAGCAUCCUGCGCAUCCGCUCGGCCGAGGGCAAGCGGCGAGCCUUCUCCACCUGCUCCUCCCACCUGCUGGUGGUCUCCUUCUACUACUCAGCCGUGUUCUGUGCCUACAUCAGCCCGGCCUCCAGCUAUGAUUCUGAUAGAAGUAAAGUGUUCUCAGUAAUGUACACGAUGGUGGGCCCUGCCCUGAACCCACUCAUCUACUCUCUGCGGAAUGCUGAGGUUAAGCAGGCCCUGAGGAGACUCCUUAAUCUCUGCAGGCGCUAACACCAUGUGCAAGUCCUUCUUCCAGUCGGAUCCCCACCCCUGGAUCUACCUGAGACCAGGCUUUUAGA